Molecule: messenger RNA, 1845 nt
Organism: Cryptomeria japonica (Japanese cedar)
Lineage: Eukaryota; Viridiplantae; Streptophyta; Pinopsida; Cupressales; Cupressaceae
Product: O-fucosyltransferase 20-like
Exons: 6
Coding region: 133-1668 (511 amino acids)
Cellular component (GO): cytoplasm
Source: RefSeq, a predicted model, not a curated record
AUUCCUCUUUUAAGCUCCAGAUAAAGCUUUUGUUACAUUGAAGUGAUACUUAUCUUUUGCCUGUGAUGCCAUGAGAGCAAGCAAGUACAUGAAAACAGGGGCGAUUUUGAUUACUGUGGAGGCACAAAAAAAAUGUCUCAAUUUUUGCUGCACACUCAUUCUCAUGCUCUUCCUCCAUCACCCAGAAAAACUCAAGCAAGGCUGCUUAAAUUUGCACAUAAUUCAUACUUUUGGGUGGGUCUUUUGGCCUCUUUUACACUGAUUAGACUCCUCUUCUCCAAUUGGAAUCCCUAUGAUUCGCAAUGUUCUGUUGUCUCAGAUGGAUUUACAGGCUCCAAUUUUUCAAAUUCUCUGUUACCCAGUCAUGAAUUUUCGCCCAAUUUGACAGAGGAGGAGCAGGACUUUUGGAAACAGCCGGAUGAUUUGGGCUUCAGGCCCUGUUUGAAGUUCAGUAGAGAGUAUAAAGAGGCAUCUCUGUCUGUGGUGAGAGAGAGGCGGAGAUUUCUGAUGGUGGUGGUGUCUGGCGGAUUAAAUCAGCAACGCAAUCAGAUUGUGGACGUAGUGGUGAUUGCAAGGAUUCUUGAAGCAGUUCUUGUCGUUCCCAUUUUGCAAGUCAAUGUAAUCUGGGGAGACGAGAGUGAAUUCAGCGACAUUUUUGAUGUGGAGCACUUCAAAACAUGUCUGAAAGACGAUGUGAAAAUCGUUUCUUCUCUGCCUUCCACGCAUUUGAUGUCGAAGCCUGUGGAAGAAAAGAAAACUCCUCUCCAUGUGAGCCCCCGGUGGAUUCGAUCUCGCUACCUCGACCAGUUGAACCGACAAGGAGUUCUACUUAUGCGGGGAUUGGACUCAAGACUCUCCAAAGACCUUCCACCUGAUCUUCAGAAGCUUCGUUGCAAGGUUGCAUUCGAGGCCUUGAGAUUUGCAGCUCCGAUACAAAACAUAGGAAACAAACUGGCUCAAAGAAUGUGGAAAGCUGGUCCUUACAUUGCUCUUCAUUUAAGGCUUGAGAAAGAUGUGUGGGUCAGGAGUGGAUGCCUCCCAGGCCUUGCUCCCCAUUAUGACCGAAUUGUCCAGCAAGAAAGGAAAACUCACCCACAUCUCCUUACAGCUAGAUCUACCAUGACCUACCAGCAGCGCAAGCUUGCGGGCCUUUGUCCUCUCAAUGCCAUGGAAGUCGCUAGGCUUCUUAAAGCACUUGGAGUUCCAGAGAAGAGUCACAUAUACUGGGCUGGAGGAAAUCCUCUGGGAGGAAAGCUAGCUCUAGAAGCUCUGGUAAACGAGUUCCCUAAUUUGUAUAACAAGGAAAGUGUGGCUCAAGCAGGGGAGUUGGAGGCUUUCAGUUCAAGGCCAUCACAUCUUGCUGCCAUAGAUUACAUUGUGGCUCUGAACAGCGACGUAUUCAUGGCAUCACACGGAGGAAACAUGGGUCGUGCAAUUCAGGGUCACAGGGCGUAUAGAGGUCUAAGAAAGAACAUAACUCCCAACAAGCGAAGGAUUCUUCCAUACUUACAAGACAUGACAUUGUCUGAAGGAGAAUUAAAGAGCAUAGUAAGGCAGGUGCAUAAUGAAUCUCUAUCUUCAAAUCGCCCACAUUUCAGAACAGAUAAAGCUGGGAGUGAUGUGUUAGCUUACCCUAUUCCAGAUUGCAUGUGUAACACAAUAAUUUAAAUAGUCAUCUGUUCUUCCACUAUCAGAACCUGGUUGGCACACUCGAGAAUUUGGGGCACCACAGCAAAUUACUGACUAUUCAAUCCACAAACAAGCAGAGCCAUGGAAAUUUUGUCGAUUUUUUGCAGUGGGUCAUCCCCAAAUGAGGAAUGCUACCAGAGUGUGUACAUUUAAAUG